Molecule: messenger RNA, 1074 nt
Organism: Aegilops tauschii subsp. strangulata
Lineage: Eukaryota; Viridiplantae; Streptophyta; Magnoliopsida; Poales; Poaceae
Source: RefSeq, a predicted model, not a curated record
AUGAAGGCCGCGGCAGUGAAGAAGACAGUGAAGGCGACGGUGGCGAAGAAGGCAGCGACUGGCUCCUCCUCGUACAAGCGGCACCGGACCCCCUCCCCUUCUCCUCCUCCUUCGGAUAGCACCUUGGAGGCCGAGUACAACCUCAGGUCCUUCAGCCCAAAGACAAAGAGGAGGCAAGAUGCGGAGGACGAGGACAUGGAGAUGCUGGCUCAGAGGGUGGCGAAGUGGGCCAAGAUGUCGACAGGCGGCAAGCCCCCGGCGAGCACUUCACGCACGCCGGAGUUAGUGGUGAUCAGCCCGGACAACAGCCCCCGGCGCAGCCCCCGCUUCAGCCCCCAGCGAGUAGAGCGGCAGCAGGAGGAGCCACCGAGGGCCACACCAAACACGCCGCCGCAAUCGACCACGCCGCCCAGAGGGGCGUCACCGGCGAGGAUGCCCACCACCGAGCCCACACACAUGGAGGAAGAGGGGGCCGGCAUGGGCACUGGUGGCUUCGUCCCGACAAUGAACGUUGGCAGGGAGGGAAACGCUUCCCAGCUUGGCACAGACCUUCCCUCGACAAACCCGGAGGACGUCGACACAGUCAUCGAGGAGGUCGCAAAGGAUGUCGAGGCUGAGGCUGACAAGAUUGCUGUCGAGGAGGCCGCGAAGACCGCCGCUGAGGAGGCUGCCAAGGGGCCUACCGGGGAGGCCGGCAAGGAUACUGCCGAAGGGGCCGGCGAGGCCGCUGCUGGGGAGGCCAACAAGGCUGCCGCCAAGGAGGAGGUGGCCAACGAUCAACCUUCCUCCCCUCCAGCCCCCACCCCAGUCAGGUACUUGAAGGUGGGCGACGGCCUUUUCGUCAACCCCCCAGGGACGGCGGGCACCAGUGCACCAGCCGAGGGGGAGGUGUUUGAUGACGAGGCGCUCGCCACCGCCGGGCUCCAGGUUGUCGACGAACCGAGCCCCGCCGACGGCGGUCCCCAAGAGGAGCAACUUCUCCAGGCCAUGGGCGCCAACUUUCAGAAACUCCAGGCGCCUGGACAAGAUGAAAUCCAGGAUGCCGGCGGUGGACAAGGCGAAGGGAGAUCUUGA